AUGAUGGACAAAGCCGUACACGUGAAUGAGCAGCAAGGCUCUGGCGAUCUGGUCAGCUCUGAACUCAGCAGCAAUAAUGGUGAACAAACAGCAGCAGACUUGUCGAGCGAUGAUGGCAACGAGAGCAACAGAAAUAGCGACUCUGCAGAGAAACCAACCACCCAUACCUUCACCGAUCAAACGAACUUUGUUCCCGUGAGGACGAUAAUCACCAUAUUUCUUGCUUGCGCUUCCGUCGAUUUCCUCGUGUUGAUGGACCAAACGACCUUGGCAGCGAGUUUGACAAUCGUCUCGAACGCUCUUGACGCUGGAGAUGAGCAAGCGUGGAUUGCAGGCUCAUAUUUCUUGACCUCAACAUGCUUUCAACUUCUUUAUGGUAGACUCUCGGACAUCUGGUCUCGGAAGGUCAUCCUUCUCAUCGGCAUGGCAAUCUUCUUCGUGGGAUCUCUUGGCGCGGCCGUUUCGCAGACGGCGAUUCAAUUGAUCGUGUUUCGAGCUUUGACUGGUAUUGCUGGAGGUGGAAUCAUGACGGUUGCUCAGCUCAUUGUCAGUGAUGUUGUUCCGCUGAGGGAAAGAGGGAAGUAUCAAGGUAUUCUUGGUUCUGUGGUCGCUAUCGCACAUGGAAUCGGACCCGUCAUCGGAGGAGCAUUGGCUUCCCAGUCGAGAGACUCGUGGAGAUGGAUCUUCAGGCUGAACCUGCCGUUAACUUUCCUGACCACGCUCUGUGCAGUCUUUUUAAUGCCUCUGAAGAAAGUGGAGGGAGACUGGAGGCUGAAGCUCAAAGCGAUCGACUUUUUCGGGGUACUUCUAGCCCUCGGUGCUACAACUCUGCUGAUUCUCGGACUGACUUGGGCUGGAGCGCAAUACGCUUGGAGUUCUCCGGCAGUGAUAGCUCCUCUGGUCAUUGGUGGUGCGGUCGCAAUAGGAUUUGUGCUGUGGCAGUGGAAAGGCCCGAAGUAUCCGUUAGUGCCGUUGCAUGUUUUCAAGAUUCGAAUGGUUAAUGGAGCUUGUCUUACCAUGGCCAUUAAUGGAUGGAACUUUCUCGUGCAGGUCUAUUACAUCCCAUCGUUCUAUCAGUUGGUGUAUGGUUAUUCGGCCGUCAAGUCAGCAACUCUACUGCUGCCCAUCACGCUGAUGCAAACCGCCACAAGCACGUUGUCGGGAUUGAUUGUACACUGGACGGKCCGCUAUCGAGAGUGUAUCCUGUUCGGCUGGGCCUGCUGGGCGAUCGGUCUGGGCCUUUACUCCACACUUGACGAAGAUUCCGGGCUGGGCAAGCAAAUUGGAUAUGCCAUCCUGACAGGUAUUGGCUGCGGCAACACACUUCAGCCAGCACUGGUGGCUGUUCAAGCUGGUGUAGAUCGCAAGGAUAUGGCGGUAGUUACGUCUUUCCGCAACUUCACUCGUAACUUCGGAGGGACCAUUGGUCUGGCUGUUGCUGGACUUGUCAUCAAUAACGUGCUUCGAGUGGCCGUGGGAGAUCUUCAAUACAGCGAUGACGAGACACGCAUGAUACUGAGCUCGCCACGAAAGUUCGUUAACGAAAGAACUGGCGAGGAAGCGGAUCGGGUCCGAGCAGCCAUCCUCCCAGCGUACCGGCGAGGAUUCCGAAUCAUCUUCUUAGUCAGCGCUUCGUUGGCGGCGUUUGCGUUCGUCUUGUGCUUCUUCCUCAUGCCACAUAUUGAGCUCAAUCGGCCGGACGACGAGAAGCUGAAAGCGGAAGGGAAGGAGUGGCAGAAAGCAAGAACGGCAAAAGGUACCGAGCGGAUGUCGGAGAAAGUAUGA
Molecule: messenger RNA, 1785 nt
Organism: Ramularia collo-cygni
Lineage: Eukaryota; Fungi; Ascomycota; Dothideomycetes; Mycosphaerellales; Mycosphaerellaceae
Product: related to tetracycline efflux protein (otrb)
Exons: 6
Coding region: 1-1785 (594 amino acids)
Biological process (GO): transmembrane transport
Molecular function (GO): transmembrane transporter activity
Source: RefSeq, a predicted model, not a curated record